UUUCUUCUCGUACACGCGGUGCCUUGGAGAGAAUAUCUGUUCGUAAGAGUUUGAAUAUUUGUGUUUUACAACGUAGCCGGUAGUAAUAGGAAAUUAAUAUUAAAAACAAUAAAAUUGAAGACCUUUGUUAGCUACACAAUGGAACAAAGGGUCCAAGAAUCACUGAAGCGCAUCGACACUGCUGCCACCGAAAUGCAGCGAGAUUUGGAAAAAAAUUAUGUUCGAAAAAUUCAGGCUCGUAGUUUGAGGCUUGGUGCAGAUUGUUGUUCGAAUGCAAAUUAUUCUGCAGAAGAAGUUCAGGAUUGUAUUAAGAAUGGACAUCAACCGUUGCUUAAGAUCCAAGCCAAUGUGAAACAUGAAUUAGAAGAUUUUCAGCAAAGACUUCAUCGUUGUAUGUUAUCAUGUCAGGAUAAAGUUAAAGAUACUAUGACAUCACAAAGGCAAUUGACGUCGGCUGAAGAGAAAUUAUUCAGCGAUUGUAUGUGUGCGUGCGCCGAUGAACAUCUUAAACUCAUCCCGAAGAUUAAACAACGAAUUAUUUCUGCGAUGCCGAAUUAAAAUAUCUGAAUAUUCUUGGAGACAUUUAUUAAACGAAUUGUGACAUCAUAUUCACUCGGCCAUCACUUGUUCGACGAGUGACUCAGCAUAUUUUAACGCUUUCUCUUUCACAAUUUUUGCAUCGUCAUCAUUUCCAUGUUUCGUUUCAAAUUCAACAAAUCUCCGGUAAAAAGUUUUCAUUUUUUUGCUCGACAGCGACAAUGAGGUCACCCGAUUAAAAACAUCUCUGUAAAAAACAUGUUGAGUCAUCGUUUGAUUAUGAGUCAUCACAAAUUACCUAGCAGCAUCGUACAUUCCCGCUUUCACCAAUGCAUCGACAUAUAUCGACCAAAUAUCCGUUCGUUUCCGAUAAUUCUCAAGAAUAUUUUCGAACAUCGUCCGGCCACGUUCUGCUUCACCGAGCGUGAACUCCAUUUGCGCAAACUUUGAUAUUAUUUCCAAAUCUAAAAUAUUUACGUUAGAUUCUAUAUAACGUGCGUUGGUAAAUUACUUUGUUUCUUUGGCAAACUUAGGAGGCAUCGUUUCAAGCUCUCUUGUGCCUCCUUGUAGUGAGAUUCCUCCAUUUGAUGGCGUAUGUGAGCCAACCAAACUUCUUUGUUUUGACGAAACUUAUUCGUCAUUUUUUCCAACAUUUCCCCGGCUUUCUGUUUCACAUAAUGGUUAUGAUGUUAUAAUUAAAAGUUAUGACAUCACAAUACCUCUUUCUUUCCUGAUUCCUCGUAAAUCUUGACGACACGAAAAUAAACUUUAAGUUGAUCGGAACAUUUUAA
Molecule: messenger RNA, 1328 nt
Organism: Ciona intestinalis (vase tunicate)
Lineage: Eukaryota; Metazoa; Chordata; Ascidiacea; Phlebobranchia; Cionidae
Source: RefSeq, a predicted model, not a curated record